This is a messenger RNA of Pyricularia pennisetigena, 1233 nucleotides long. RefSeq lists its product as uncharacterized. The transcript is spliced from 5 exons. NCBI's taxonomy places the organism in Eukaryota, Fungi, Ascomycota, Sordariomycetes, Magnaporthales, Pyriculariaceae. Gene Ontology annotation, biological process: carbohydrate metabolic process. Gene Ontology annotation, molecular function: chitinase activity. The record is from RefSeq and is a predicted model, not a curated record. Bases 1 to 1233 code for a protein of 410 amino acids. Gene Ontology annotation, cellular component: extracellular region.
AUGACCUCCUCGAGAUCAUUCUUCCUGUUGGCGCUGGCCGCCUUGGGGAGUGUCGACGCCAGACUCGACCUGGCAUCGCAAGAUAAUGUUGCUACAUACUGGGGACAAGCGCCAACCCAGCAAGGGCUUGCUUAUUACUGCAAGAGUGAACAGGUCGAUAUGAUUCCACUGGCAUUUCUCAACUACAUCAACAACUCACCCAACAUCCACUUCACCAAUGUCGAAAACCGCUGCUCCAAGUUUGCAGGUACCACGAUCUUUAACUGUCCAGAAAUUGAGAGCGACAUCAAAACAUGCCAGUCGCUCAACAAAACCAUCACCCUCUCCAUCGGCGGCGCAACCUACUCAGAAGGCGGUUUCGCCACCGCCGACAUGGCCAGCGCGGCCGCGGACAGGAUCUGGGCCAUGUUCGGGCCGGCGGGCGACAGCAACAGCGCUGGCGUGUACCGGCCGUUCGGGACGGCGUCGGUCGACGGGUUCGAUCUCGAUUUCGAAACGACGCAAACCACCAACCUCGUCCCGUUCGCGCGGCGACUGCGCAAGCUCAUAGACGACGCCAACUCGAGCGGCAAGAGCUCCAAGAGGUUCAUGCUGACGGCGGCGCCGCAGUGCGUGUACCCGGACCUGCCGAUGGACGCGGUGCUGUCGAGCGACGUGGCGUUGGACGCGGUCAUGGUGCAGUUCUACAACAACCGGUGCGGGGCCGAGUCGUUCGUGCCGGGCAGCGCCGCGCAGUCCAGCUUCAACCUCGCCACCUGGGACGAGUGGGCGCGGGCCAACGGCCGCAAGACCAAGGUCUUUGUCGGCGUGCCGGGCGCCCCGACCGCCGCCGGCACCGGCUACGUCAACGCCACCGACCUCAAGGCCAUCGUCGACUACGGCAAAAAGUACAGCACCUUUGCCGGCGUCAUGAUCUGGGACGUCGCCCAGGUCUGGGCCAACGCCGGCUUCCUCGACGUCGUGGCCAAGAGCCUGGACCGCGGCGCCAAGAAGGACCCUGCCGCCCCCGCCUCCGGUUCUGCGUCCUCGGGGUCCGCGUCGUCGUCGUCGGGUUCCAAUAACGCCGAAGGGACAACGCCCGCGCAGGACGUGCCCCAGGCGCCGCGGAAGAACGCCGCCGACAGGACCGUGGGUGUCGCUUUUGCCGCGAGCUGGGGUCGCCAUGUCGGCGGGACGGGAUUGUGGCUUCCGUCUGUGGUUUUUGCCGUCGCCGCUGCUUGCCUGGCGUCAUGA